AUGGUCGACCAGGGCCUUCCGCCCCGAAAGCGGCCCCGCUCAGAGGCGGAAUCUGUGGCGCCAGAUUUGCCGGCCUCGGCAACGUCCGCAGCGCCGACCAGCGGGCCUUGCAACGGCAACGGCUGCGCCUGCAGAGGCUGCGGCAACUUUGGUGGCUGUGGCAGCUGUAGCUGUGGCGGAUGCGGCUGUGGCGCCUGCGGCAGCUGUGGCGCGUGCGGCAGCUGUGGCGGAUGCGGCAGUUGUGGCGGAUGCGGCAGUUGUGACGGAUGUGGCUGCGGCGGAUGCGGCGGCUGUAUCGGCUGUCGCGGUUGCGGCGGCUGUGGUGGCUGCAGCAAUGGCAUGGACAUGAUGCAGCAGCAGUACAUGAUGCAGAUGGGCAUGUUCAAUCAGAUGAUGAUGAUGGGGGCAAUGAUGGGUCAGAUGAUGCCCAGCCCUGAUGGCAUGGUAGCCGGACCUGGCAUUCCCGAUGCGGGGAAGCCAGAGGAGGAUGACAUCCCUCCGGGGCCAUCCUCCAACAUCAACCACCCCAACUACCGGCCGCCGGAUGUGGAGCCCAUCCCUGGGAUCACGGACCGGCGCUGGGAAGGGCGCAUCAAGAUGUGGUUCGAGGAUAAGGGCUAUGGCUUCAUCUCGAAUGAGGAGCUGAAGAAAAGAUUUAACGAUCUGGACGUUUUCCUGCACCUGAACCAGAAGAGACACUUCAAGCGUGGCGACAUGGUGAGCUUCAGUGUGUACACCAACUACCGGGGCCAGCCUCAGGCCACUGAGCUGCGACGCCUCUAG
Messenger RNA from Effrenium voratum, 783 nucleotides. The record is from the annotation of a GenBank genome assembly. Lineage: Eukaryota; Dinophyceae; Suessiales; Symbiodiniaceae.